Molecule: messenger RNA, 750 nt
Organism: Diutina rugosa
Lineage: Eukaryota; Fungi; Ascomycota; Pichiomycetes; Serinales; Debaryomycetaceae
Gene: RPS21
Product: 40S ribosomal protein uS5
Exons: 1
Coding region: 1-750 (249 amino acids)
Biological process (GO): translation
Cellular component (GO): ribosome; cytosolic small ribosomal subunit
Molecular function (GO): RNA binding; structural constituent of ribosome
Source: RefSeq, a predicted model, not a curated record
AUGUCUGAAGCUCCCAGAAGAAACUUUGGCGGUAGAGGUGGCCGCAGAGGUGGCCGCAAGGGCGGUCGCAGAGAAGAAGAAAAGGGUUGGACCCCCGUGACCAAGCUCGGUCGUUUGGUAAAGGCCGGCAAGAUCACCUCGAUGGAAGAGAUCUUCUUGCACUCGUUGCCCGUCAAGGAAUACCAAAUCGUCGACUUGUUGUUGCCCGACCUUAAGGACGAAGUCAUGAAGAUCAGAUCGGUGCAAAAGCAAACCAGAGCCGGUCAAAGAACCAGAAUGAAGGCUGUCGUCGUCAUCGGUGACUCCAACGGUCACAUUGGUUUGGGUAUCAAGACCGCCAAGGAAGUCGCUUCCGCCAUCAAGGCCGCCAUCAUCAUCGCCAAGUUGUCGAUCAUCCCCAUCAGAAGAGGUUACUGGGGUUCGAACUUGGGUGCCCCUCACUCGUUGCCCUGUAAGGUCACCGGUAAGUGUGGUUCGGUUCAAGUUAGAUUGAUCCCCGCCCCCAGAGGUAAGGGUAUCGUCGCCUCGCCCGCCGUCAAGAAGUUGAUGCAAUUGGCCGGUGUCGAAGAUGUGUACACCACCUCGUCGGGUUCGACCAGAACCACCGAAAACACCUUGAAGGCCGCCUUCAUUGCCAUCGGUAACACCUACGCUUUCUUGACCCCCAACUUGUGGACCGAAUCGCAAUUGGUUGCCUGCCCCUUGGAAACCUACGCCGAAGAAGCCGCCGGCUCCAAGAGAAGAUACUAA